UCCUGACGGAGUGUUUAUCGUUGAGUCGUUGUGAUGGCUGUUGUGAGGCCGUGAACAAGAUCCGAUCGGACAUCCUUUACAUGCACCAGGUGCAACGAAUAGAGGAAGGAUUUUCAGUAUUCUAUAACAGUGCUUAAUAUAGUACACUAGUGGAAGUGAAAUUUCCAUAGGACGUGGGUUGCUCAAGGUGGAUUUCUGUAUCAGCUGUUUUGGUCGUCUUUCAGCUGGUUGCGUUGCAAAAAUGUGGGCCCAUGGUUUUGAAGAACAGCAAGACUGACAGCAAAAGAUGAAGCAGAGAAAACUUCGGAAUCCAUGUUUUAUUUUGAUUUUCAGGCAUUUUUAUUUCAGAGUACCAAGAUAGUUUGAAACCAUGCCUGCCCUGACAGCCAAUUCCGUCACACUAGAUGAGAUUCUUGAGGUGCGUGCAGGCCCUCUUAGUGAUGAAGAGCUUUGGGCAUUGCUGUCCCAAUCAAGUGUAGCAUUGCAGGAUGUAUUUGUGAAAGGUAAAGCAAGGAGGAAGGGUCUUCUUACAUACACAAUUACACCAGAAAGGUUACUUCUUUGCCACAAUGGCAAGGUUAAGUUCUCACUGCACACAGUUUCAUCAAGGAAUCGCUCUUACACAGCUCCAGAAUUGUACUCAAGACACAACAAACCCCUUGGAAGUGAGGGAACUCUAGAAAAGAUCUGUAUAUACUCACUGGGAAUGACACUAUAUCAUGCAGCAGAGUAUGAAAUCCCUGUUGGAAAGCCAGUUAAUUUGAGUGAAAAUCUAGAAAAUGUACUUCUUUCCAUGUGCGAAGAAAGUUCUCAGUUACGGACCUCCCUUACAAAAGUUCUGGAGAUGUGCCAUGGACAUCGUAAAAGGCGACGUUUCGGUGACAUCAUUACAUCCAUGGUUACUGCUGUUUUGGGAGAUGAUGUACCAGAUAAUGAAGAAGAAGAUUACAGUUUUGAUGAAGAAACAGUGCAUGUUGAUAACUCUGAGUUCAUAAAUGGAGAGGAGCCAUCACUGAUAACUGAUUUAGCCAGCCCUCGAAGCUUGCCUCCACCCCCACCCUCAAGGAUCAGCACACAAGGUCAACCAACAUCAGAAGAAUUGGUAGGGUCAAAUUAUCGUCGAUCAGGCUCACCAACUGAGUUGGCCUUGACACCUCCUAGUAAGCAGCCUCAUAUUCCUCAUGUGCUAGAUAAAUACAAGGAUCAUCUGCAAAGGGCAAGAAGAGACAGAAGUCGAAAAUCUUCCCCUUCAAACAUAUCAAAUGUUUUGACAAGCAUUGACCAAUCAGAGCCAAGCUCUUAUGACCAAUCAAAACCUGUCACUCAUGACCGGACAUGGCCUAGGACACGUGAUCAGUCA
Molecule: messenger RNA, 1360 nt
Organism: Orbicella faveolata
Lineage: Eukaryota; Metazoa; Cnidaria; Anthozoa; Scleractinia; Merulinidae
Product: tyrosine-protein phosphatase non-receptor type 13-like
Biological process (GO): protein dephosphorylation
Cellular component (GO): cytoskeleton
Molecular function (GO): protein tyrosine phosphatase activity; protein binding
Source: RefSeq, a predicted model, not a curated record